AUGACCACCAUAUUACAAUCUUGUCUUGAGACGCAGUUCUGUGAAACAGCAACUGUCAAGCUCAGAGUUGCUCCCUCCAAAACCUUGGAGUCGAGCAGAAGUAGUCCCUGCGACUGUCCAACGGAGGUCAGCAGUAAGGCUACGCCAAACAUGUCCUCCAACCAUGAUUCACGAGGUUGGAGUUUCCUACAGUUUCUCAACAAUGUUUCUUCAACUCCCAAAGAAACAAUGGAGAAAGAAAAUGUGUACGUCCAUCCUUUGACGAAGCAAUAUUCAUCCUCAAGACUGAGCGAAAAAAGCUUGGAAUUAUGCACUGAAAAUUUGGGGAGUGAGACGGGCAGUGAUAUCAUGGAUAUCAGCAUUUUGUCACUGUCUUCAUCCAAUUCUCCAACGAGCUCUGAAGAUUCUUGGAUAAAACAAGAAGGAAAGCUGCCUCAAGAAGUGGAAACAUCAUCAAAGUGUAAGGUGAAUAAUUCUCGAAAUUUUCCACCUCCCUUGACUACAAUAAGUGGUUCAAAUUCACUCCAAUUUAGACCCCACCGGGAAGAUGGAAGAUUAGUUAUUCAAGCCGUCGAGGCCCCAUUGAAACAUAACUAUUUUCAAGCCGAACGAAGCGAUGGCCGCCUCAGGCUAUCUUUUUUGAUAGAUCAUGCUACUAAGUUUGAGUCGCAAUUGACUAGAAUGGAAGAAGAUGAAGUUGAUGUUAGUGAAGACGAAGAUGAAGAUUGCUAUCAACUAGAGGAAGAAGAAGAUGACGAAGAAGGAUGCAAUAUUUUUGAUGUUGAUGUUGAAACGGGAAGGGAAAAAUUUCACAGGCUAAUGAAUACUAGAUGCAACGAAGGUGGGCAUGGGAACAACGGAUUGUGUAAUUGGCAGGAGCCUGUAUGGGUGGCUACAUCCUAA
This is a messenger RNA of Coffea eugenioides, 903 nucleotides long. RefSeq names its product protein FANTASTIC FOUR 3. Bases 1 to 903 code for a protein of 300 amino acids. The record is from RefSeq and is a predicted model, not a curated record. Lineage: Eukaryota; Viridiplantae; Streptophyta; Magnoliopsida; Gentianales; Rubiaceae. The transcript has a single exon.